Ostrea edulis (European flat oyster) is the source of this 1186-nucleotide messenger RNA. Its product is annotated as clathrin light chain A-like. Gene Ontology annotation, biological process: clathrin-dependent endocytosis; intracellular protein transport; clathrin coat assembly. The record is from RefSeq and is a predicted model, not a curated record. Gene Ontology annotation, molecular function: structural molecule activity; clathrin heavy chain binding. The transcript is spliced from 5 exons. Gene Ontology annotation, cellular component: postsynaptic endocytic zone cytoplasmic component; clathrin coat of coated pit; synaptic vesicle membrane. Bases 53 to 673 code for a protein of 206 amino acids. Lineage: Eukaryota; Metazoa; Mollusca; Bivalvia; Ostreida; Ostreidae.
UUUUCGAUAUUCCUCGGUUUUAUUCAAUUGUUGACGUCACAUUCAUUGCAAGAUGUCUGAAUUUGAUGCUUUCGACAGUGAACCGCCUUCACAAAAUGCCGAAGAGGACCCAGCGGCUGCAUUUUUAGCCCGGGAACAAACAGAAUUAGCUGGAUUAGAAGAUGACAACUUCACUCAAGAUAAUGAAGGAACAGACCAGUAUGAUAUGUUUGAAGGUGGAGAACCACAAGUGAUGAAUGGAGACCCGGGUUUUAUGGGAGAAAAUCAGUAUGAGACAAAUGGACCAUCUGAUGCCUACUCCGCCAUCACCUCGAUGGACAAAGAGAGAAGUGAACCGGAAAAACUGAGGAUAUGGCGAGAGGAACAACAAAUGAGAUUGGAGAAGAAAGAUGCCGAGGAAGCACAAAAGAAGGAGGAGUGGAGAGAGUCAGCCAAGAAAGAACUAGAUGACUGGUACAAGCACCACAAUGAACAGGUGCACAAGACUAAGGAGACUAACAGAACUGCUGAGGAUGCAUUCGUAAAGGACCGAGAUACCACACAACCUGGUGGGGAGUGGGAAAAAAUCUGUAGAUUAUGCGAAUUCAACCCCAAAAAUUCCAAAAACACCAAGGACGUGUCAAGGUUGCGCUCCAUUCUUCUACAACUGAAGCAGACGCCAUUGAUGCGAUGAAAUGAAACUGUGUCAUUCCCAGAGACAGAAGAUGUGUGUUGUGACUGAUUUAUGUGUAGAAUAUGUUCCAUGUCAAUGUGUCACAGUAUGAAUACAGCAAGGAUAUUAAUAUUGCAUUUUGUCAUAUGCCAUUUCCGAGUGUUAACUGUAUAUCUGAAAUUUCAUAAAUUGAUUUUGUUCCAGUGUAAUUUAAAGAGGUACUGGAAUUGAAUUGAAAAUUAUUGAAAUUAUGGAAAACCCUUCUUCAUUUUCCUUAUAUUUUUUUUCUUCAUUUUUAAUUUGUGUACACUAACUGGUUUGAAGCAAAAAGGAGAGCAUGUAUGUCAACUGUGAAAAGUAAAAUGGAUGUCAUUGGCAAGAUAUAUUUAUAGUUGUUUGUGACUUUUAGAUAAAUAUUAUCAAGGUAUUUUCACAAUGGCCGACUUUUGAACUCUCAACUUAAAAUAACUUAUAUUUUGGACCAAUUUAUUAAUCCAUUUCAUGCAAUGAAUAAUAAAUAGUAUGGAAACAGUU